UGAUAAUAUUUUUUAAUAUUAAUUCAAAAUUAUAAUAUAAUGUAUAAUUAUUUGUGUACAUACACAAAAACGAUGAAGAGAUUCGAUUAUAUUACUAGACUUCGGUUAAUAAUAAAAUAAAAUAAUUUGUUUAAUUGAAUUAUGUUUAAUCAUAACUGUGAUAAAUUAUGAUUCACUACUUAAGUCUUAUUGUUGUUCUUGUUCAACCUCUUCAAAGUGUAAAGAUUAACGAGACGAAUCUAAUUGAUCAUUUAACACCAUUUGAAUGGAGACAUUUUGUUGGAUCUAAUGUAGAACAGAAUUUUGGGGUAACUUAUUUAAAUCUAAAUCAAUUAACUGGAGGACAAGUUAAUCUUACAUUUGAUCGCUUAGAUCAGAAUUUUCGGCUUGAUUUGCGAAAAAACCAAGGUCUGCUUGAUGAAAAAUUUGUAGUACUGAAAAGAGUCGCCGGAAAGUCAGAAAUUAUAGAUAAUCCAUGGAAUGACACUGACUGUUAUUAUCACAGUCUUUCACCUCACGUGGCUGCCCUUGACGUUUGCAACGGAAUAAGGGGUAUCAUUAAGUCUGACGGGGACGAGUAUUACGCCAUUAGCCCGUUACCGGAACGAUUUCACGAUCCAAAUGAAACACCACACGUAAUUGUUCAAAUUAAAAACGCGGCCAACCUGAAAAAUUCACUUGGUAAAUUUAUGACAAAAAAGAAAAUUGAUCAGACAGCAUCUGUAAGUCGUAGUAAAAGAGAUAUUUGGUCAUCUAGAGAACUGAAUUUAGAGAUAGCUAUUUUUGUGGAUCAAGACCUUUAUAGGUUAAUGGCCGUGAGUUUCGAAUCAAAUACUGAAAAAGAAGUCAUUAGAUUUGUUUUGGCCAUGAUAAAUGCUGUUGAUUUGCUCUAUCACGAUCCUUCACUUGGUCGACAAAUAAACUUUAUCUUAAAAAGAUUAGAGAUAUUGCACACAGAUCCGGAAGGCUUAAACAGAUCUAAUGAUAUAGAUAGGUUUUUGAGUGAUUUUUGUAAAUGGCAGCAAGUAGAAAACCCACCGCUAGACUCAGAUCCGUUACAUUGGGAUCAUGCCGUUAUUUUAACCGGUCUUGACUUAUUUGUUUCUGGAAAAAAUGGAAAAAUAAGUAAUCAAGUUGUAGGUUUAGCACCAGUAGCAGGAAUGUGCACCAAAACUAGUAGCUGUACCGUAAACGAGGGUCGCCACUUUGAGAGUGUCUAUGUAGUAGCACAUGAAAUUGGUCAUAAUUUAGGGAUGCGACAUGAUGGUGCAGCAUCUGAUAAUAACUGUGAUUCAACAAGCUUUAUAAUGUCUCCAACUUUAGGAAGUGGUAAAAUAACUUGGUCAACGUGCAGUCAUGAUUAUUUAGAAAAAUUUUUACAGAGCUCACAAGCAGUAUGCUUGUUUGACGGAGGUGACUCAUCAGAUUAUUUGGAUCAUAAGCAACAGGGUAGAUUACCUGGUGAAAGAUUUGAUUCACGUGAACAAUGUAUGCUCAAAUAUGGAUGGGGAAGCACACACGCCUCCAGUCAAGAUUUGGGAGAAAUUUGUCGAGAUCUGCACUGUCAACGCGAUCGAUAUACAUGGACUUCACACCCAGCGCUCGAAGGCUCACUUUGUGGUUCAAAUAAAUGGUGUCGUAGUGGUCGAUGUGUUAGCAAAGGAUUAUCGGCCUUACAAGCUGGCUUUGUUCCACAUCAAAGUGUUGAUGGAGGAUGGAGUGAAUGGACGCCCUAUUCAGAUUGCGCUUCAUCUUGUUUGCUUGGAGAUAAAAAUGAUCUGAAUAGUGGUAGUACUGGUAUAAUGAGUUCAAUUAGGCGGUGUAAUAAUCCGAGGCCAGAAAAUGGAGGAAAAUUAUGUUCUGGUGAAGAUCAGAAGUAUAAAUCAUGUUAUACAGAGCAAUGUGCUAAUGCGCCUCAAUUAACCAUAAAAGAUUUUUCUAAUGAAGUAUGCCUAAGAGCUAAAGAAUAUGAUACGGAAUUAAUUGGUACUGGUUAUCAAAAAAUCAGUUCUGAUCCGAAAGAUGCGUGUACUGUUUGGUGCCAUAAACACAAAGGUGGCAUAAAAAGUCGAGGAUGGUCAUUUCCUGAUGGCACCACUUGCCAAAUAAGAAAAAAUAAUGGAUUAAGCUAUUGUGUUGGAGGGUAUUGUAAAGAGUUUAUAUGUGAAAAAUUGUCUACGUCUGAUUCACUUUAUAUAGAAUCAGCUAAAGCUUGUAUAAUAGAUGAACCACGAAAAUAUUUAAGAUCGCCAUCUCCACCACUGCCACUUCUUCCAGAAAUUUCUGAAGUAAUAGAAUGGACUUGGCAAUCUAUAUCUGUGUGUCAUUACAGCUGUAUGACACCAGGAAUGGGUCUUAAAUUAGUCGAAGGAAAAAUUUGUAAAAAUUGUGAACCAGUUAUAAGCAUUAAAAUAUGCAGACCACAAAAAGAACAAUGUAAAACGGGCUUAAAAAAUACAGCUGAUUAUGCCACAUCUGUAUGCUCAAAAUAUGGACAAAAGGUACAACGUUUAUCAGGUUUGGGUAUGCAGUUAUCAUCAGUUUCAGACGAUCUGGAUAGACCCUGUAAACUAGCGUGUCAAGACCAAGUAGUACCACAUAGAUUUUACAUUGUUAAUGGCGAAACAGGUUGGUUUCCUUUUGGCACUGAUUGUUCAAGAGGCGAUACUGAUCGAAAAGCAUUUUGUUUAGGGGGAAAAUGUUUGGAAUUUGGUUUAGAUAAUAUGCCAAUGUCAACUGAUGCAUUAACAAUACAUAGCAAUUUUAGUUUAAAUAAUCGCAUUAAACGGGGCCUUACCUACUUAAAAAAUAUUCCUAAACCAGAUCAAAAGACGUUAGAACAAUUGUUGAAUUUAAAAAACAUCGAAAGGUUUUCAAUAAAUGAUUAUGAUAUAAAGAAAGUAGACGUCGACAAUCCUAUAGAUUUUCAAAUUGUUUGAAAAUUAAAACGUUGUACAUAUAAUUUGAAAAAUAUAAUCGUAAUCAAAUAACUAGUAAAUGUAAAGUGUAAAUAAAUUUAAUUUACGUUUUUCUAUUGAGAUUAUUUAUGUAAAUUAAAUAAUAAGUAUGAUUUUUUGAGAUCAAUACUAAGUCCUUGAACUUAAUUAAUAAAGUUGUUUAGGAAAGAAAAAUACUUAAUGUAU
Molecule: messenger RNA, 3143 nt
Organism: Daktulosphaira vitifoliae (grape phylloxera)
Lineage: Eukaryota; Metazoa; Arthropoda; Insecta; Hemiptera; Phylloxeridae
Product: A disintegrin and metalloproteinase with thrombospondin motifs adt-1-like
Exons: 17
Coding region: 168-2939 (923 amino acids)
Biological process (GO): proteolysis; extracellular matrix organization
Cellular component (GO): extracellular matrix
Molecular function (GO): metalloendopeptidase activity
Source: RefSeq, a predicted model, not a curated record